CCGGAGCAGCCAAGACCACAUUGCCGCUGUGAGCCGCGGAGGAGGACGACGUGUCAUUCCUCGCGCUAGGAGUUGUAUUAGUUAUAUCCUCAUUAUUAUCAGCAUUUAUCUGAGGACACAUUUUAUUCUUUUAAUCUCCAAGUUGGAUUACUUUGAUCUCGUCCCGCUGUGGCCUUUGAGUCAUCGGCGCGCGGUCCCGCUCCAGGACGCAGCGCUGGUGCGUCAAAGCUGCAGUUCGGAGUUUCCUGAUCUUUUUCAUUUCAUUUUUUAUUUAGUUCUGCUAGAUCCCCCACUGACACGAUCAUGUGCGGCUCGGGAUGAGAACGGGAUGCCCACUCUGUGAAGCGGCGGCCCGGUAGAGAGAUGGACGGACGGACGUGUUGCGUUCAAAGACGCGCACUGGAAUAACACGGUGCACGGACAGCAGGAUCAGCUCUACCGCGCUCGGCUGUUUUUGUCUUGGAGUUCAACCGAUAUUUUUUCUUCUUCUUCUUCUUUUUCUUCACCCCCCCACCCCUAUCCCUAUCCCCCCCCCCCCCCUGCCGCCACUACCACUAUCAUCUCUGGAUUUGUUACGUUUGGUGGUGCAACAUUGUAUCCCUUCAUGUAGGCGUGGAUCACCUGCUAUGCGUCCGGGGUGGAACAUACCUGGAGGAAGGUGCACAUCGGGAUUCAGCCGGAGACCACAGGACAUCCGCUACUGAGGGAGAAGAAGAAGAAAAAAGGAAAAGACCCGUUUUCUACUUUUGAAUCUGUGCGUAAUGCACGUGGAAUGAAAACAGAGGAUGGAUAUAAUUUGGGAAAUAUUGAUCAUUCUUCAUGCCAACGUUAUCGUCUGCAUAUCAGCACAGCCGAAUCUGCCGAAGAUUCACGAAGGAUGGUGGGCGUACAAGGAAAUGGUGCAGGGCAGCUUCGUUCCAGUGCCGUCGUUCUGGGGGCUGGUGAACUCGGCCUGGAACCUGUGCUCAGUGGGGAAGAGGCAGUCGCCGGUGAACAUCGAGACUAGCCACAUGAUCUUUGACCCCUUCCUCCAACCCAUACGGCUGAACACGGGCGGACGCAAGGUGGUAGGGACCAUGUACAACACAGGCCGCCACGUCUCCCUGCGAUUGGACAAGGAGCAUCUGGUGAACAUCUCCGGGGGGCCAAUGACGUACAGCCACCGCCUAGAGGAGAUCCGGCUACACUUCGGCAGCGAGGACGGCCAGGGCUCCGAACACCUGCUGAACGGACAGGCCUUCUCCGGAGAGGUUCAACUGAUCCACUACAAUCAUGAGCUGUACACAAAUUAUACAGAAGCUGCUAAAAGCCCCAAUGGAUUGGUCAUAGUGUCCAUAUUCAUGAAGAUUGCGGAGACAACAAACUCAUUCCUGAAUCGAAUGCUGAACAGAGACACCAUCACCAGAAUAACAUACAAAAAUGACGCGUAUCUAAUGACCACCCUGAACAUCGAGGAGAUCUACCCGGAGACGAGUAGCUUCAUCACGUACGAUGGAUCGAUGACCAUCCCUCCGUGCUUUGAGACCGCCACGUGGAUCCUGAUGAACAAACCGGUGUACCUCACGCGCAUGCAGAUGCACUCCUUGCGGCUGCUGAGCCAGAACCAGCCGUCUCAGAUCUUCCUGAGCAUGAGCGACAACGUUCGCCCGGUCCAGCCGCUUAACAACCGCUGCAUCCGCACCAACAUCAACUUCAGCGUGCAGGGCAAGGACUGCCCCAACAACCGGGCUCAGAAGCUCCAAUACCGAGUGAACGAGUGGUUGCUAAAGUAGCCUCAACUUGGAUGAGCACGGAGACGGGGGACGGAGCGACGAAGAGAGCGGGAUGAGGAGGAGGAGGAGGAGAAGGGAGAGAGAGAUGGGAAGUGGGGCUCGGAGGCUGCAUCUCAUCCCAGAUUACUUCAUGGCAUUGUAUAAAGACGACACCGGACAUUGUACCAGUUAAGGAACUUUGUAUCGCGAGCGAAGAGACUCUUCUUUUCAUACAAGGAGAACAGUUUGAUCCCCUCGACCUAGCACACGCUAACAAGCCCUGUUACCCCCCCCCACACACACACACACAACUAUAUCUAUACCAACACUUUGAUACCAAAACUUUUUGGGGGGAAGAAACCAAAAGAAACACUUGGAAACAUAGUAAAAAAAUAUAUAUAUAUAAAUUUAAAAAACAGGGAAGCUUUUAUUUGAUAGCCUCCUAACCAAUAGGGCGACGUUGGGACUUUAAAGCCUUUGUACAUACGAAAUGUUGCUGACUGGGGAAAAUCCAAGGACUUGAGUCCCUGCCCCCGUCCUCCCGGUGGUCACCGCGGCCCCACGCAGAUGUUCCAUUACCCACAAGGCAUGCUAUCAGCAGACGUGACAGCGAGGGAACGCCGCCUUACUGUUGCCCCGUCAUGUUUUUCUAUGUCGUGUCACGGGAGACGAGCGAAUACUCACACAGGCUUUCCCGUGGCCUCGGAACUAUCAGUGUCUUGGCCUCGUUUGUACAUAUUAUAAUGAUCAAUAAUGCAGAAAAAUGAAUAUGUAAAGAAAAAGUCAUGAAGUAACUUUUAAAAAGAUAUAUUAAGAGAAUUAAAAAAAUAAAAAUAAAACACAAAUGAAGAGAAGAAAAAAAAAGAACAUUUAAAAAAGCUUGGUGGCGCACUUUGAAGUACGGAACGGUUCUCGAGUAUGAGCUGAUGCCUUUUUUCUGUUUUAUUGUUUACAAUGGUCAUACACUGUGUUUGAGUGAUGUUAUCAGCCCAAUAAAUGUGUCUGGAAAGUUCCCUUUGGCAAAAAAAAAAUGCUUCACUAUAUGAGGAUUGUACCUGUAGCUGUUUUGUACUGUUCCAUAUUAAAUGUGUUGGAUCUUAA
Messenger RNA from Pseudoliparis swirei, 2852 nucleotides. It is a transcript of the gene ca10a, whose product is annotated as carbonic anhydrase Xa. The record is from RefSeq and is a predicted model, not a curated record. The transcript has 10 exons. Gene Ontology annotation, molecular function: carbonate dehydratase activity; zinc ion binding. The coding region runs from base 786 to 1772 and encodes 328 amino acids. NCBI's taxonomy places the organism in Eukaryota, Metazoa, Chordata, Actinopteri, Perciformes, Liparidae.